CUAUACCCACACGCACGCCCACACCAUCACUUAUCUGUUUCUCUCUCUACAUCCACUUUCUCUCUCUACAACCUCCUUCACCAUGUCCGACGAGGAGCACCAGUUUGAGUCCAAGGCCGAUGCCGGAGCUUCCAAGACGUAUCCGCAGCAAGCCGGAACUAUCCGUAAAGGCGGUUACAUCGUCAUCAAAGGCCGCGCUUGCAAGGUUGUGGAGGUCUCAACUUCCAAGACCGGAAAGCACGGUCAUGCUAAGUGUCACUUUGUUGCUAUUGACAUCUUCAAUGGGAAGAAGCUCGAAGAUAUUGUUCCAUCCUCCCACAAUUGUGAUGUCCCUCAUGUCACCCGUACUGAUUAUCAGCUUAUUGAUAUAUCUGAGGAUGGCUUUGUGAGUUUGCUCACAGACAGUGGUAAUACAAAGGACGACCUGAAGCUUCCAACUGAUGAGGCUCUUCUUGCUCAGAUCAAGGAUGGAUUUAAUGAGGGCAAGGACCUGGUCGUGUCUGUCAUGUCAGCCAUGGGAGAGGAGCAGAUCAAUGCCCUCAAGGAUAUUGGUCCCAAGUAACCCGCUUUAGUGUGAGGGUGCCCUUAUGCCACCAUUUUCAUGAAGUUUAACACCGGAAUCAUGGUGGUCAUGAGCCAUCCCAUAUCUAGAGAUUCCAAAUGCUUUCCUGUUAUUAAGCUUUGGUUAAUUUAUAUUUUUGUUCGCUUGAAUGAUCUGUUUGAAUGAUGACUUUAAUAUGAAUGGUCUACUAGUAUGCUGGAAGUAUGUUUAUACUCUCUUUAUAAACCUUUACCUUUUGAUUACA
This is a messenger RNA of Daucus carota subsp. sativus, 806 nucleotides long. RefSeq names its product eukaryotic translation initiation factor 5A-4. The record is from RefSeq and is a predicted model, not a curated record. The transcript is spliced from 5 exons. Gene Ontology annotation, biological process: positive regulation of translational elongation; translational elongation; positive regulation of translational termination. Bases 83 to 562 code for a protein of 159 amino acids. NCBI's taxonomy places the organism in Eukaryota, Viridiplantae, Streptophyta, Magnoliopsida, Apiales, Apiaceae. Gene Ontology annotation, molecular function: RNA binding; translation elongation factor activity; ribosome binding.